CUUUUUCCCUGAGAAAAUGACCCCCAAUUAAGAGCACACCCUACGAAAAAUGUUUCAAUAAUCGCUUACAUCCGUUUCAGUUUCAGCACGGUAAGCCAAAAUCUAAACAGAAGCCUGCAUACAUUAUUAGCAGUUUCCACCUUGUCGAAACAGAAAAGUCAGCGGUGAUGACAGCAGCGAUAUAAAGGGACAGUUUGACUUGGAGACCAAGGACUGGUUAACAGUAAUGAUCCUAUCAGCUGUUCUCAGCGGCACUCAAGUGUUCACACUUGGUGUGCGUUUCUUGCUUGAAACGACACACAGGGCUUUCGUAAGCAGCCUGUUGAGCACGCAGCUCAUAUCCUGUGUUGUUCUGAGGAAGCUGUGAAGUCACAGUGUCACCACAUCAGCGGCACGUCCCGAGCAGCCUCUCACAAGAGCUCUUCUCUGAGCGUGUGGGUCACCGAAAGCUGGUUUUCCGACGCUGAACUGAAGACAAUGCUUCAAAGAAAACACUCCAACGUUUCAGACAAACCAAAGCCCAACGCCAAGCCGAAGCGAUCAACCAGCUUUGGCCGAUUUGAUUCCUUCAGACACUCCUCCCCAUCCAAGCACGAUGAAAACGAAGCAAAUCUUCACACUGAGGGACAACAGAUGGCCGAUGGCAGCGACCAGGGCCGAACAAGGGUCCUGGGGAAAAUGAAGGCCAUCUCCUUGACCAUGCGCAAGCGGAUGGGAAGGAAGUACGCCAAGGCUCUGUCGGAAGACAUGGGUGAGGAAAUUGAGAGGGAGCAGGAGGCAGAGGCAGAUGGGGGGCAGCCCUUGGAUAGAGGCUGCAGGAGGAGCAGCAACUCCUUGGAGAGCCUCUACAGCCUGAACAGCGGCCGAAGCUCGUCCAGUGGCAUCACGAGUGGCUCGGAUGGAUCCAGCAACCGGGAGAGCCUGCGAGUGGAGGAGGAGUUGCCGUACACAGGUCACAUCUGCGGCAGAGCCAGGGUCCACACAGACUUUGUACCGAGCCCGUAUGACACAGACUCGCUCAGGCUCAAGGUGGGAGACAUCAUCGAUGUCAUCAGCAAGCCCCCCAUGGGCAUAUGGACAGGUGUGCUCAACAAUAAAGUGGGAAACUUUAAGUUUAUCUAUGUGGACCUGAUUGAGGAGCAGAGAGUGCCCCAGAAGUCAGGGUGCCAGAAGACGGGACCUAACAGGCAAAGCAUACUGCCUACAACAAAAACACUUCAGGAGUUGCUCGACAGCCUUCAUUUAGAGGAGUAUACCUCUUCCCUGCUCCUGAAUGGCUACCAGACUGUGGAGGACCUCAAGGAGCUGAAGGAGCAGCACCUCAUCGAGCUGGACAUGACUGACCUGGAGCACCGGAGCAGACUUCUGGCUGCUGUCGAUUGCCUCCUUGAUGCUGAAGGGUCGGUUUCCAUUUUCCUGCAGGCAAUGAAGAGGAGGGGGGUGAAGACGAGAAAAAGGGUGCCACAGAGAGCAGGCUGCAGUCAGAAAAUAGAAAAGACAACCCAAGUGACUGUCCCAGAGACUCAGGCUGCUAUGUCACUCCUGAGGGGUCUGACAACGGUAAGGAUGACACAUACGGCCACGCUGUGAUAGCAGAAAGGCCCUUGGGGGAGUCCUAGAGCCUCAACGUUCCCCUUCAACCUGUUUGUACUGGAGUCAUUUGUUGACCUGCCCCAAUUGAAAGACCCCUUGUUGACUUAAACGGUGUGUUCAAUCAAUUUCAUCAGUAUCAUUAAACAAUUUAACUGGACAUUUUAUUUGUGUCUAAAGAUUUUUACUUUUCUUUGUAUCCUGUUAUUUCAAUACGUCUUAUACUGUCAUUAUCAAAGGCGCGUGUCUCUACAGGUUUGUCUGAACGAGUGAGGUUGUUCAUGUUGAAAAUUUUUCUACGUGCUUGGUGGAAUUCAAUUUUAAAGAAAAAUGUUUUUUAAAAAAAAAAAAAAAAAGUUGUCAGAGUCCACAGAAAGGCAGUAGACUAAACUUCUGAUAGAGGUUUUACUUCUUACCCAUAUCUGGCCAUUGCAGUUUGUUUUCCUCACUGCAUCAUGUGAUCUUAAAAUAUUUUUUCAAAUAAACCUGUCUUUAAAGUCAGGUAGUAUUUGUACUCUUG
Molecule: messenger RNA, 2110 nt
Organism: Scleropages formosus (Asian bonytongue)
Lineage: Eukaryota; Metazoa; Chordata; Actinopteri; Osteoglossiformes; Osteoglossidae
Product: SAM domain-containing protein SAMSN-1-like
Exons: 8
Coding region: 478-1590 (370 amino acids)
Molecular function (GO): protein binding
Source: RefSeq, a predicted model, not a curated record